Molecule: messenger RNA, 1745 nt
Organism: Nelumbo nucifera (sacred lotus)
Lineage: Eukaryota; Viridiplantae; Streptophyta; Magnoliopsida; Proteales; Nelumbonaceae
Product: LEAF RUST 10 DISEASE-RESISTANCE LOCUS RECEPTOR-LIKE PROTEIN KINASE-like 2.1
Biological process (GO): protein phosphorylation
Molecular function (GO): protein kinase activity; polysaccharide binding; ATP binding
Source: RefSeq, a predicted model, not a curated record
GCAAGACUAGACUUCCUGGAUAAAACCUGCCCGGACCAACUCUAUAAAACCACCACUCUCCAUUUCGGUGUCUUCUUCAACUAUACCGACGCCGAUGUGAACCUCACCUUGUACUAUAAUUGCUCCUCAGAUUGGUUAAAUUCAAUUCCACCGGGCCCUACCUUCAAAUAUAGUUGUUCCACCAACGGUCUGAAUAGCGAAUUUUAUARGUUGGUAACACCCAAUUCCAUCCUGCYUGAUGCGAGCCAAGCUGCUGAGGAAUGCAAUGCAAAUGUCACGGUUCCGGUUCUUGAGAGCGAAGCUAAGGGAAUCGUGGCCACUCUGUCGAAUCUGCCGACGAUUUUGGAAAAGGGUUUUGAGGUAAGCUACAGUGGGUACAAUGAUCUGUGUGGGAAAUGUGAGGAUUCCGGUGGGCAAUGCGGGUACAACUCGACUUUGUCGAUGCCCAUGUGUUUUUGCCCUAACCAGCCUUAUUCAAAUAUGAGGUGCGGAGGGAAAACAGGAAAUUGGGUUGCAAUAGCUGCAUCAACUGGAGGAGGUUUUGCUCUUAUCGCAAUAAUAAUUAUAUUCUGUUGGAUGAGAAAGAAAGUCUCUUCAGAUAAUGUAAUUCUCUCUCGAAGCGGGAAAACAAAGAAUAUUCAAAAUGUAGAAGCGUUCCUAAAGAGUUAUGGAUCCUUGACUCCAACAAGAUACAAGUAUUCAGAUGUCAAGAGAAUGACGAAUUGCUUCAAAGAUAAAUUAGGCCAAGGAGGUUAUGGUGGUGUAUUCAAAGGAAAACUAAGUGAUGGUCGUCUCGUGGCUGUGAAAGUAUUGAAUGACUUCAAAGGCAAUGGAGAGGAGUUCAUUAAUGAGGUUGCAAGCAUUAGCAGGACUUCCCACGUUAAUAUUGUCACUCUCCUAGGUUUUUGCAUCGAGGAACACAAAAGAGCUCUGAUCUAUGAGUUCAUGCCGAAAGGAUCUCUUGAAAAAUUUAUUUAUUGUGGAACACCAACAGAAACUCCUCACCUCGAAUUUGAAAUACUAUGCAAAAUUGCAGUCGGAAUUGCUCAAGGGCUAGAGUACUUGCACCGUGGUUGUAAGACGCGAAUAGUACAUUUUGACAUAAAGCCACAUAACAUUCUUUUAGAUGACAACUUUUGUCCGAAGAUCUCUGACUUUGGGCUUGCAAAACUAUGCCCCAGAAACGAAAGUAUACUAUCGAUGACAGGUGCCAGAGGGACUGCAGGAUACAUUGCACCAGAAGUGUUCUCGAGAAACUUUGGAGGGGUCUCGCAUAAAUCGGAUGUGUAUAACUAUGGUAUGAUGAUUCUAGAAAUGGUUGGAGGAAGGAAAAAUAUUCAGGUAGAAGUCGAUAAUACAAGCGAAAUUUAUUUUCCACACUGGAUUUAUAAGCGUCUUGGGCUAGAAGAGGAUUUAGGACUGCAUGGAAUUACAAAUAAUGUGGAAGGAGAAAUUGCUAGAAAGAUGAUUUUGGUGGGUUUGUGGUGCAUACAAAUAGACCCAGCAGAUCGGCCAUCGAUGAGUAAGGUGCUAGAAAUGUUAGAAAGAAAUGCUGAUAGUCUACUAAUCCCACCUAAGCCCUUCCUUUCAUCCCCACCAAGAUCACCGACAAGAUUUUCGACCGUGUCAAUAUCAUAGAGUUAGUAAAUGUUGUUGCAUUUUUAAGCUUAUCCUGUAGCUAUGGCAAAGUACGUACGUAGUACAGUAUUUCUUCACAUUAUCUUUUACACGUAUUUUUCAUUGUA